AUGGGACUCAUUGGUUCUUGUGACGGUUUGGUAUGUGUAAAAGAAUGUCGCCGUGGUAUGUUCAUCCUCUGGAAUCCAAGUACAAGAGACUACAAAAUAAUACCUGGUUCCUUUGUAGUAGAAGGGGAAAUACAUGGAGUACUUCGACGGAAGUAUGGAUUUGGUUAUGACUGCAAUGGUGACGACUACAAGGUGGUAACAUUGAGUUGUGAAGAAAACACUGUUAAAAAAAAGACUGUAGCUUUUGUAAGUGGAGCUCUACAUUGGGUGGUGGAUCGAGAAGCAGAUGAUAUGAGGGUAAUCAUAUCUCUUGAUUUAGCAAGUAAGACAUACAUAGAAGUGCCGCAACCUGAUUAUGAGAAUUUUUCUUAUCUUGCGGAAGUGGGGGCUUCAAGAGGGUGCUUAUGCUUACUGGCUUACGACAACUUCGACUAUUGUGAUAUUUGGGUGAUGAACAAAUACGGGGUGGGAGAGUCUUGGAUCAAAUCGAUCAGAAUUUCAUAUUGGCUUGGAGAUGAGCGUAAUUAUUUGGGGCACUUAAAACCGCUGACAUGGUUUAUUGAGAACGGGGAAAUUGUAUUGAGUAUAGGUGGGAAUCUGGCUUCCUACAAUGCAAACAGAAACUCAGUCAGGUGUAGUAGCCCUCGCAAGGAGUUACCGUCGUCCAUGGUGGUGUUCCAAGCAAUUCCGGUGAAACUGGAGCUUAAGGCUCCCUAA
This is a messenger RNA of Argentina anserina (silverweed cinquefoil), 717 nucleotides long. RefSeq names its product F-box/kelch-repeat protein At3g06240-like. The transcript is spliced from 3 exons. Bases 1 to 717 code for a protein of 238 amino acids. The record is from RefSeq and is a predicted model, not a curated record. Lineage: Eukaryota; Viridiplantae; Streptophyta; Magnoliopsida; Rosales; Rosaceae.